Pistacia vera is the source of this 2327-nucleotide messenger RNA. RefSeq lists its product as uncharacterized. The coding region runs from base 348 to 2108 and encodes 586 amino acids. The record is from RefSeq and is a predicted model, not a curated record. The transcript has 14 exons. NCBI's taxonomy places the organism in Eukaryota, Viridiplantae, Streptophyta, Magnoliopsida, Sapindales, Anacardiaceae.
UGUUUGCAAAGAAACAAACAGAAAAUGGAAACGGCGACAACGAAAAUAACGAAAACAAAAACAAAAACAAGAUUAACAUAGGCCGGUUCUUCUUCUUCUUCUUCUUCUUUCGCUGCUGCUUCUCCUUCUUUGUCUAAACAAUAGCAUCUUUACACACGGAAGAAGAAGAUUCUGUGUUUCUUUGUUUUUCUUUCUUCAAUCUCGAUCUUCCACUGUUAUUCAUAUUAUUUUUUAAUAUAUUAUUAUAUUCGUAAAAGAACUGAAGAGCACAGCUAAGAGAGAGACAAAGAAAGGGACUUGAGAGAAGGAAAAAAAUCAUUUUCUUAUCAUCCUUUUGAAUCUCUUCCAUGGAGCAGCUUGUCAACUUUAUAAUUCGGCCACCCAGAGCUGAAUACCAUCCAGACCAUGAUUUGUUGGAUCAAGAGUUCAUGCUGAAAGGGAAGUGGUACCAAAGAAAGGAUGUAGAGGUUAAAAACAGUCGAGGGGAUGUUCUAAAAUGUAGUCACUAUGUGCCAAUUGUUAGUCCUGAAGGAAAGCCUCUACCCUGUGUUAUUUACUGUCAUGGAAACAGUGGUUGCAGGGCUGAUGCUAGUGAAGCUGCUAUAAUAUUGCUGCCUUCAAAUAUUUCAGUUUUCACCCUUGAUUUCUCAGGAUCUGGACUCUCUGGAGGAGAACAUGUCACUUUAGGGUGGAAUGAAAAGGAUGAUCUGAAAGCCGCGGUAGAUUUUUUGCGGGCAGAUGGAAAUGUCUCUUUAAUUGGCUUGUGGGGUCGUUCAAUGGGUGCUGUCACUAGCCUAUUGUAUGGAGCAGAAGAUCCUUCUAUCGCAGGAAUGGUUCUCGACAGCCCUUUCUCUGAUUUGGUUGACCUGAUGAUGGAACUUGUGGAUACCUAUAAGAUUCGGUUACCGAAAUUCACUGUAAAGUUUGCAAUCCAAUUCAUGCGAAAGGCUAUCCAGAAAAAAGCGAAGUUUGACAUAACAGACCUGAAUACUACUAAGGUGGCAAAAUCUUGCUUUGUUCCAGCUUUAUUUGGGCAUGCAGUUGAAGAUGAUUUUAUACAACCUCAUCACUCAGACCGUAUAUUUGAAGUUUAUGCAGGAGACAAGAAUAUUAUCAAAUUUGAGGGAGAUCACAACUCUCCACGCCCACAAUUUUACUUCGAUUCUAUAAAUAUUUUUUUUCAUAAUGUCUUGCAACCACCAGAGGAUGAGGUGGGGACAACACUUUUUGGUGCAAUGCAUGAUUACAUCGGUAAGGGUAGUUGGAAUACCAUGCAAGAAUUAGAUUUUUACCCAGGAACUUCAACAGCAUCUAGAGUUCCGGAACCAGUGACAAGCAGCACAGUAGAUGCCAUCAAACAAGUUCGUUCUAGAAGACCAAUGAGCCGGACCGAGGUUAGUACUUUACUGAACUGUGACAAUUUGACACCUAUUUGUGAGGAUGAAGAAACUAAUGAUAAAAAUUGCCCAUCAUCAUCCAACAUGAUUAGCUUCGAAUUUUCCAAUGGUCAUCCAUAUGGCCCUCAUGUCCCAACAACAAUGGAUGAGGAUCAGUAUGUGGAAUAUCAACUUGAAGACUUGACAGGUUUCCCAAGCAAUGUAGAGGAGGAAGAAAGGAUGUUCAUGGAAGCGGUGAUUAUGUCAUUAAAGGACUUGGAGAUGCGACAUCCCGAAGCAGAACAACCAACCUCUGCAACCACUGAUUCUGAGUCUUUACAAAAAGAUGACCUAAAAGAUUGCUCCCCCACAGAAGAUUCUAAAUCUUCAAAGGCUACUGCUUUAGUUUCGGUAGAUGAUUUGAAGCCUGUAAAGACAGAAUCCACUUCUACUACAGUACUAAAUGGCCAUGAUUCAGCUUCCCAUCACCCGUCUCCUGAUACAAGCAUCUCAUCAGGUGGGCUUGCAUUUGAUACUCCUCCAUCUGCCAUAGAAACACCAAGCACAGGAACAUCUGCUCGAAGUGAUACUACUUCAGCAAGUGUGGCAUCUGAUGCUGAUGUGUCAAGUAAUACAAAAGCCACAUUGACAGUGGUAAGAAACCCAGCAGGGCACAUAAUGGAUGGUUUGAUGCGACGUUGGGAUCUCAACUUUUUUCGAAACAGUCGAUAGAAAUCAAAAUGAUGUUUUCGUAAAUUCAGUCAGAUGAUGUAUUGUUUUGUAACUAAGAUAGUUUCAGGGAUUGUAGUGAUGUAAAAUGAUUAAUCAAAAAGAAAGAAAUAGGUUCUGUGAAUGUGUUUAAAAACUGAAGUACAGUGGUUUUUAUUUUCACACUUGUAAAAGGGAUGUAAUGAUUUUUUUGACACCCUCAUUGAGGGCAACAAUAUUUCA